AAACACCAGCUGGGGGAGGGACACCCAGGCCAGCUACAAGAAACCACCACCUCCCUCCCGUUCCAUAGCGCCGUCCUCCUUCCACCGAGUCCUCCAGCCCCUGGGGCUGCGGGGCUCUUAGUGGAGGGAGGAGCAGGUGCAAGGGGUGUGUGUGUGUGUGUGUGUGUGUGUGUGUGGUCUUCUCGCUCGCUUCCAGCAGAAGGAGCCACUCCAGUGAAGGGACUAGGGGGAGGGGAGUGCUGGGGGGAGGGAGUUUAGGUGGCUCUCCGCUCCGAGGCACGCCGCCUCUGUUUGUAUACAGUGCGCUCUCCAGUCGGCAGGGCUCUGCCCUGUCUCCCUUCAUUGUUCCCUUCCCGGCAGAAGCCCCCGCCGCAGCAGGCGCCGGAGGAGGCGGCUGCCACCAGCCCACUGGUAGACAGGGGGGAGCGCCACACGCCCAGCCAGCUCCCGAGCGCAUCGCCGGACCAGCCCCUGCUCCGCAAGCCGUGAUGGACUUGCAGCGCUCAGACUGUGAGCUGCUCUGCCUUAUUCCGGGAUCUUAUCAGUAGGGGAAGAGGCAGAACUCAGCCACCCGCCAAGAGAAUUAGCCUUAUUCCAAGGAACCUCCGGGAAGAGGACAUCUUCUUCCUGAGUCGCCUGGUGGAAGGAUCCACCCCCCUUCCUUCUUUCCAAACGAACCCCCAGUGCCUGGGCUCGUCCCUUGGGGGAGGAAAAAGGAGCACGAUGAGCCGCUUGCUGGUCGCCUGGCUUUUGCUCUGUUUGAGCCCCGGGGAGCCGCAAAUCACCCAAGGAGAUGUGUGUGAUUCCAACCCCUGUGAAAAUGGUGGCAUCUGUUUAUCUGGGUUGGCUGAUGACUUCUUUUCAUGUGAAUGUCCCAGUGGCUUCACAGACCCCAACUGUUCUAGUGUUGUGGAGGUUGAAUCUGAUGAAGAGGAGCCAACUUCAGCAGGACCUUGCCUUCCUAAUCCCUGUCAUAAUGGUGGAACUUGUGAAAUUAGUGAAGCAUAUCGAGGGGAUACAUUCAUAGGAUACGUCUGUAAAUGUCCAAAGGGAUUUAAUGGAAUUCACUGCCAGCACAAUGUAAAUGAAUGUGAAGCUGAACCUUGUAAAAAUGGUGGCAUUUGUACAGAUCUUGUUGCCAACUAUUCCUGUGAGUGUCCAGGUGAAUUUAUGGGAAGAAACUGCCAAUACAGAUGCUCUGGCCCCUUGGGAAUAGAAGGAGGAAUUGUAUCAAACCAACAAAUUACUGCAUCAUCCACCCAUCGGGCUCUUUUUGGGCUCCAGAAAUGGUAUCCGUACUAUGCACGACUUAAUAAGAAGGGUCUUGUAAAUGCUUGGACUGCUGCAGAAAAUGACAGAUGGCCAUGGAUUCAGAUAAACCUGCAAAGGAAGAUGAGACUCACUGGAGUUAUAACCCAAGGUGCCAAGAGGAUUGGAAGCCCAGAAUAUAUAAAAUCUUACAAAAUUGCAUACAGUAAUGAUGGGAAGUCAUGGGUGACAUACAAAGUAAAAGGCACCAAUGAAGAUAUGGUGUUCCAUGGCAAUGUGGACAACAACACUCCCUAUGCCAAUUCUUUCACGCCUCCAAUAAAAUCACAAUACAUCCGGCUAUAUCCUCAGGUUUGCAGAAGACACUGUACUUUGAGAAUGGAACUUCUUGGCUGUGAAUUAUCAGGUUGCUCUGAACCUCUGGGGAUGAAAUCAGGGCAUAUACAGGACUAUCAGAUUACUGCCUCCAGCAUCUUCAGAACACUCAACAUGGACAUGUUCACUUGGGAACCUAGGAAAGCCCGGCUAGACAAGCAAGGCAAAGUGAAUGCCUGGACUUCAGGUCAUAGUGAUCAGUCACAGUGGUUGCAGAUUGACCUCCUUGUUCCUACAAAAGUGACUGGCAUAAUUACUCAAGGAGCUAAAGAUUUUGGUCAUGUACAGUUUGUGGGCUCUUAUAAACUUGCUUAUAGUAAUGAUGGGGAGCACUGGUCCAUCUACCAGGAUGAAAAACAAAAAAAGGAUAAGGUUUUUCAGGGAAAUUUUGACAAUGACACACACAGAAAGAAUGUCAUUGACCCACCAAUCUAUGCACGGCACAUAAGGAUCCUUCCUUGGUCAUGGUAUGGCAGGAUCACUUUACGGUCAGAGCUGUUGGGCUGCACAGAAGAGGACUGAAGAGCAUCUCUGUCUGACAACACAAUUCUCUAUAUUCCUAAAAGUAUCUCUGUAGAAGAAACUGCAAAACCUGUAGGAAGUUGAAUGGGUUUUUCAUGAAAAAGUGCUCACUUUUUGGUAGGCCGCUAACUGUCUUUUGUAAGGAGGUCUAAGCCUGCCCUUUAAAGGAUCCAACCUGAUUCUGCCCUUUAAAUCUGUUACAGUAUUGUCCCGCUGGCUGUGCAAUUACCUUUCUCGUUUUCUUCUGAGUUGUUCACACUAGUUGAAGUGUGUUAGGGAAAGAACAGCAGCAUCCUUUUUACAAGGAAGGAGAAACGGCAUGAAAAAGAUCAUUUGCAGCUUUAGAAACACUGGGCUGACACAUAGUUUGCAAAUCGCACUGUCAUCUUACUUGCAAAAAGAGAUACUGCAGCUUUUAGCAAUAAGUUUUCUCUGGGAUGACUGCAUUAUAUUGUUUCCCUUGUGCCUAUCAAACAUUGUCAGUAUUUAUGACACACAUUUGGGAAGAUACUCUGUGGUAUAUGGUACUUGUGAUGUUGCAAACUACCUUUCAUUACUUUUAUUUAAACUACAGAGUCCAUGCAACUGCAUUUUGUUUCCAUUCAGUUUACUUUAUGUUAUGCAUGCUGUGGACAUAGUGGCUGUCUUUUUUACAUUAAUCUCAUUGCUAGCUAGCAUUGUUUUCUUAAAAGAACUGACCCGUUUGUAUGUGGAACAAAAUCUACUAUCAGUAUAUUACGGAGUUAAUGACUUUGUUAAAGCAAAGUUUAGGAAUUCAGUUUGCAAUUUGAUUUUUCAAGAAGGCUGAGAUUAGACACUGUGGACCAAAUUCAAGGCCCAAGUACUUUUAGCAUGGACACAGGUGCACAUUUAUGCUGCAAAAACAGCAUUAAUAGGUGCCCAUAUUCUGACUUGCUCAGGGGUGGGCAUGCAAUCUCCACAGAGCUGCCCAGGAGAUUACUUAUCCCAGAAGCCUCCUUAGUCUUAGUGACGGAGGGUGCAUGUGGGAUCAGGGAGUAGAUGCCCACUUUUCCUAGCCCCAGCACUGCCCUGGUAUGCUCCCUCUGUGGUGCUGGCCAGGAAGUUCCUGCAGAAUGUGAACUCAACAGUGUCAGAGGAGCAUGUCAAUGUUGGGCUCUUCAGAUCCCCUCCUGACUAUAGCAUGUCAGUGAGCAAUGUGAGGCCUGAAUUUGUCCCUGUUUGUUCACUGUAUGUCAUUGUUGGCCCUUUUUGAUCAAGUGCUAUUCGAAGUUCAGGGCCCUGGCCCCUGGGGAUGUUCCAGUUGGGAGUAAAAAUUUAUGUAGACAUAUUUUCUUUGACACAAUCUUUCUUAUUUAGAAGGAAUGUACAAGAUCCUGCUUCUCCGAAGCCAGGAGGAAUCAGAAACAAUAGAAUAGUUUCUUAGCUUACAACUCCAAGCCUCUUUAGCCAACACCACACCCACAAAACUCUCUCUCUCUCUUGCUUUUUUCCAGGGUCAUACACUUUGUUCACAGGCUGCUGCUUGGCAUUCUUCCAUUUUGCCUCUGUCUCUGUUCUCUGUGCUCCCUUCCCUCACGCACACAGGCACUUCACCCAAACCAAUACUCACAUAGCCCUUUUAUCUUGGUGAGGUGGAGGGAUUGAUUAAUUUAUCCUUACAGGUUAUGCUAAUUGAAGGGUGUAUUCACACCCAUCCACCUCGCUGGGCUUUUUUAACUAAGCCCAUAUCAAGAUUUCAUCCAUCUGAUUACAUUAUUCACAGAAUUACUUCCUUUUCUAGUCCCUCCGAAAAUGUUACAUUGUUUUAACAACAUCCUGUUCAGAUAAGACCCAAUUCUAAAGUAUGGUCUGCAGGUGCAUAAGAACAAAAGCUGCUGAACGGCUGCAUGUCUGAUGCAUGGAGGAACAAACUCAGCCUAUAGAGGGGAAUGCUGUAAGUGGGGCAUGUCAGGAAUAUAGUCCACAGAUAGCACAUGACCCCAGAGCACUGUAAGAGGGGAGCGGCAGGCCACACCCACUAUUCCCCCUCCUAUUGUGUAGUAGCUGGAUGCAGCCCAACUGCACAUGUUCUCAGUGAUGUGCGGGGUAGUGUCCAUUAUGUUAGUUCUCUGUGAAAGUUUCACAUGAGCACAUCCCUCUUUGAAGUGUGUGAGGCAAUGUAUGGGUAGAGCAUAAAACUGGGAAUCAAGAGACCUCUGUUCAAAUGCCAGCUCUGUUGCUUAUUCAUGCAGCCUUGGGCAAGUCACUUUACUUCUGCCUCAGUUUCCCUAACAGUAAAAGGAGAUGAUGAUACUCACCUUUGUGAAGCACUGAGUUCUUCAGAUUAAAGAUACAUGCAAAGUAGUAUUAUGUUAUUAUUUUACUCUCAAAUUCUUGGGGUGGGGAGGUGGUUUAAUUAUCUAAACUAACAUUGUUUAGAACAUUGGAUAGCUGAUUAUUUUCACUACUUUAAUUUCAUAACAUGCUGAUAUAGAUAUGUAGUCCUGCAUGUUUUAAACAAAUAAUGCUGAAAUUCUGUUUGUCACCAUUACAUUUUAUUGAAGCUAUAACAUCAAUGAGAUAUGAACCUGGGCCUGCUUCCCAGAUAUACAAGUAAUUGUCCCAUAAUCCGCAAAGGGGGACAUUUUACUUCAAAAGCAAAACAGUUUGAAUUUCACAACCUGCAUAUAAUCUCUCCUUCGCCACAAAGAGAAAAGUUCACUUUGAAAGACCUUAAAACUUUGUGGGGAAUUUUUGAAACAAAAAUGUGUUACUGAUUUGUGGAGGUUUGCUUGACAGCACGUCUCCAAUUACUUGAAUUUUUAAAAACAAAUAAAAAUUACUUAACCCUUAUGCUGUAUUUAUACAAGUAUUUAUUUUGUAAGGCUUAGACAUGGAUUUUCAAAGAUUUUAAUUGAGUCCUCUAAAGGUAAAAGAAAGUAUGUGUAAGAAAUGUUGAGGUCCUGUGCAACACUGCUAAGUUUUUGUUAUUUUUUUUUUUAAUUUGUGCUGCAUAACAAAAGCCACUAGACUGUUACCGUCUCGUCUGUACCUGUGUUAGCAGCAUUCCUUAAUGAUGUAUAUAUGGAAUGGUCUUCAAUUGUAGUGAACAAUUUUAAAGAGAAAGUCAAUCAUAAUGGCAUUUUGAAAGAGCAAAAACUGUUGGAAAAUGGGGGACUGGUAUAUAGUUAAAUUACAUACUGCCCAUGUUUUGCACUUUAGGGGUCUUCACAAAAGAGUUGUUGGGUGGUAAUGUUUGAAUUUUUUCUGGCCUGAUAGCUAAAGGGGGUCUCAAUUUAGCCUCCUACUUUGUGAGCACUAAUUUAUACCUGCAUUUAAUUGUAGGUAUAAAUAAUAGCAUAUAGACUUCUAUCUGACUUUGCCCACUAAAUGAGAGGCCGUUUCUGAAAGUUAGUUCUCUAAGUCAGCAAUUUGUUUUAGUGUUGUUUUUUAAUUUAGUUGCCAUGUUCAUAAGUUAUUUAUAUAUGUUUACUAGUACUUUACAUUUUUAAGUUUGGAUUUGAACUUAUCUAUCUUGGCUCAGUGAUUAAUUAUGUUUCAAUUUCAAAAAAAGAAAAGGAGUACUUGUGGCACCUUAGAGACUAACAAAUUUAUUUGAGCAUAAACCUUCGUGAGCUACACCCGAUGAAGUGAGCUGCAGCUCACGAAAGCUUAUGCUCUAAUAAAUUUGUUAGUCUCUAAGGUGCCACAAGUCCUCCUUUUCUUUUUGCGAAUACAGACUAACACGGCUGCUACUCUGAAACGUUUCAAUUUCACUAGCACAUAAAAAAACAAUAUUAUGUUACAGAAUUUAGACUUUUAUCUUAUUACAUAAUAUUUCAGAGUUGAUUUUUUCCAUCUGUUUGUUUUUGUCAGCCUUCCUCAAUUCAUUCUUCAGAGCCUGAAGAGAAAGUUCAAUACAUUGUGAUAGUGCUCUGUGAUGAUUUAUUAAUGAAUCAUAUAUGAUGCAUUUACCUUUUCAAAUGCUGUAUUGGGGAUUUAUCUAGUGACAUUGUUUGAUUUUUAGUUCCCGGAAAACUUUCUUUAAACUGCAUUGUACAACCAUCGAGCCAAAUUUUACUCCAAGUGAUAGCUGUAUAAAACUGAAAUAACUUCAUUGACUCGUAUGAAGUUACUUCAGAUUUAACAUAGCAACUGAGAGCCAGGUUUGGCCCAUCAUUUAAGAAUUUUUUCUUUUAACUUUUUUUUCACCCCUUUAUCUGCAUAAAAUUAAUUGACACUAAGGAACAUAUUCUACCCUGAUUCUACCAUUUGCCCCUCUUAAAAGCAAUGGGAAUUCCAUACACACAAGGAGCAGAGAAUAUGUCUUUCUAAGAAAGGUUGGAAAAACAUUCUGAAACAAUCCUUAAUUUUUAUAUAAAUUGUAACAAUGACACAGAACUGGAGUGCAAUUGUUCUCUUAAUUAAAUUUCACCCUGAAGCAGUUAAAUAUUUGUAGGCUGGCUUCACCUUUCUAUAGCUCUAUGAUGUGCUAUAUAGCCUGAGAAAUAAAACAAGGCACAAAGCUUAGUUUGAUCUAUGUUCUAUUAAGGGCUUAUCACGUCAACUGAUUCUGAUUUUUAGGUUGACUUUCUCUUUCGGAAUGACUGCAUACAAAUUAGUGUGAGUUUUGAAGACUAGGGAUACUAAUGAGUGUAUCUUUGCUAUACAACAAAUAUGAAAUAUAAUAUUCAGUGCUGGCUUCUGAUGUGUCAGUAAGUACAGAAGUAACUCAGACACAAUGACCUUUGCAACCUUUGAAGCUGUGUAACAUUCAAAUGUUUUUGUAUAUACUUUAAUCAUGUAGGAUGAUGUAAAACCAGUAUGACCUUGUCUAGUCUUCAAACUUAACAAUAAAACUUUUGAAAAAUGA
Messenger RNA from Chelonia mydas (Green sea turtle), 7000 nucleotides. RefSeq names its product EGF like repeats and discoidin domains 3 (gene EDIL3). The transcript has 11 exons. Gene Ontology annotation, molecular function: calcium ion binding. Bases 724 to 2166 code for a protein of 480 amino acids. Lineage: Eukaryota; Metazoa; Chordata; Testudines; Cheloniidae. The record is from RefSeq and is a predicted model, not a curated record.